Molecule: messenger RNA, 4495 nt
Organism: Dalotia coriaria
Lineage: Eukaryota; Metazoa; Arthropoda; Insecta; Coleoptera; Staphylinidae
Product: ubiquitin carboxyl-terminal hydrolase 32-like
Biological process (GO): protein deubiquitination
Cellular component (GO): Golgi apparatus
Molecular function (GO): cysteine-type deubiquitinase activity; calcium ion binding
Source: RefSeq, a predicted model, not a curated record
UAGUUUUAGUUCAUAAAACCACCACUGGUGGAUUUCAAUGUAAUCGUGUAACAUCGGGUGGGAUCGUCAUGCGGCCAUGUUUGAUUUGACGGCCGCUGCGACAUGUUUUCGACAGUCGUCGAUCACCUGUUGGGCGUGCUGGUGCUGGUGCUGGUGCUGCAUCACGUAAUUCAUCCGUGUAUCCCUGUGUGUACCGUGAUCGUCGUUUGUUUUUGCACGGCGUGAUGGAGGAUAGACUGCGUGAAUUGUUUCUGGAACUCGUGUAAUCCAUACAGGCAUGGGUGCGAAGGAUAGCAAGCGCACCUGCCUCGGCUACGACGAUGCCGUCAAACGCAUGUCGGAUGCGGAGUUCAAGAGAGUAUGCGAAGCAUUCAAGCGUCUUACGGGGAAGCCGCUGCUGGUGCAGCAGGCGUUCGUGCAGUAUGUGUUGGGUGAUGGGGUGCCAUCGACGAUUGCUGAUUCGUUGUACACGGCGUGUGGAGGUAGUCCAAAGGGGAUUCAUUUGAGGGAUCUUAUUUGUGGGCUGGUGUUGCUUACGAAAGGGACUAAAGAUGAGAAGAUUAAGUUCUUGUGGAAUUUAUACUCGAACGAUGCAUGUACGCAAAUCACAAAAUCCGACUUCCUGCAAGCUCUGCAAGCCGAAGGAACACUAUCACCACAGCGGAAUGCAUCGAAUCACUAUUGGGAUACGACUCUCCUGAGUCUGUUUGGUAAUGGACAUGAUCGUGUUGGAUACGAGCAGUUUCGUGAUUUCAUUGUGCGCUUUGAGGAUGCUACAGUUCUUUCAAAAUGGCUGUUAACGUCGAAUGGUGUGAGUCUAAGUUCGGAACUGGAGACGCCUACGUUCUACCAGUCAUUGGCAGGCGUUACGCAUUUAGAAGAGUGGGAUAUCUGCGAGUUGGAGAAGUGUUUCUGGUCGUUGCAAGGCACUUCACCGUCGGGGCAAUUGGAUAUCAAUGCGUUUAUGGCUUUGGUUAGCCCGCCGGUGCCGACUAGUGCUUGUACAGGGUUAUUUCUUGCUCUUGAUGUCAACCGUGAUGGACACAUCGACUUCAAAGAACUCUGCUGUGGUAUCUCCGCUGCCUGUCGAGGUCCAGUCGCAGAAAGAACCAAAUUUUGUUUCAAAAUCUUCGACGUUGACCGCGACAACCAACUCGACGCGAAAGAAUACCAACACAUGAUCGAAAUCCUCCUCAUGGUGAUGAAAGAGCACCGCAACGUCGUCUGCAAGAAGAACUCCACCAACGGCACCACCACCCUCGAACGCCGCCUCUCCAACGAGCAAAAGAACGAAAAAUACUGCACCAAAGCCCUCGAAGAACUCCGCACGCAUCUCGACGACAAAGGCUGCUUAUCCCAAGAGGACUUCCUCGUCUGGUGCGUGGAACACAGCGUGAUGGUCGCACCACUCCUCGAACUCCUCUUCCAAGUCUGCCAUGUAUCCCUAGGCCUGCGCCCAAAAUGCCGCCAUCACGAGCACGAAAUCGUCACCGGGUGGCUAGAACGCGAACAACACCGCGGGUAUCGCGUCGGCCAGUUCUGGUACCUCAUCGCCAACGACUGGUGGCAGACGUGGUUCACCCAUACAACCGCACCACGCAACGGGCAUGAUUAUUGCACAUGCAGACCGGAAAUGCGUCUACCUAUAGACCCAGCUGAGGAAAUCGUGUGUGAUGAGAGUUUUACAUCCAACUCUACAGAUUACACCUCACAUUCGAAUGAAUUCACAUCAAACUCCACGGAUUCUAUGGGUGAUCUACUCAGUCGGGGUGAUAGUUGCAGUAUUGCAUCCAGCAGCGGGGUUUCAAGCAGUUCCGGGACACUUACCAAGCGCCUAACACCAGGUCCCAUUGAUAAUAAUGCUUUGGUAUGUGAUCCUAUCUCUGAACAGUUGAAAGUCAUCCCGUUGACUGGUGAAGGAUCACGUCUACGGCGUGAUACACCAUUGGUCCAAGGUAGGGAUUUUGAAUUGAUUCCGGAUUCACUCUGGAAAGCCCUUGCGUUAUGGUAUGGUAGUCCAUUACCCCUCCCAAGACAGGUGAUAAAACCACCGGGGAGUAACGAAAUGGAACUUGAAUUAUACCCGUUGAAUCUGAAGAUAUUCCGACAUCAGAACCAAGGCGGUGUUGGUUUUGCCCAAGGUGGUAGCGCCACUGCUUCCCAGGGUACAUGGGCGACUGUUGGUGGGUAUGGAGCUGCAGCGUUGUCAUCCGCUGGUAUAUCCGCGCAACCCUCAGCACCACGCAGGUUUUUAACUCAUACAGCUGCAUUCAGUCGUUUGUCUAAUAUCAGACAAGUCACGGAGUUUCUAGCUGCGCGUCUGGGUCUGCGCAUGGAAGAUGUCCGCCUGUGGUUGUUAAAAGACAACACACAACCGAUUCUACUCGAGGAAGACGCCGCGACUUUACAGGAUUUAUCUAUUGUUGAUUCUGAUUCUAUUUUAUUGGAGGUUAGGAAUAAGGAUUUAACAUGGCCGGAGGAACUGGGUGCGUUGGCUUGUGGCACGAAUAAUAUGUUAACGGUGCAUGCGAGUUCGGAACGCCGUCCGACGAUUUCACUACCGCCUGGCGCCACUGGUCUGCAUAAUCUAGGCAACACGUGUUUCAUGAACGCGGCGCUGCAAGCGGUGAGUAACACACGGCCAUUAACGCAGUAUUUCCGGCGUGAUGCGCAGCUUUGUGAGUUGAAUUCAACGAAUCCGCUGGGGACAAAGGGACAAGUCGCCAAGCGUUACGCGGAAUUAUGUCGGGAGUUAUGGGCUGGAUCAACACGUUCUGUAGCUCCGUUGAAGCUACGAUGGUGUGUGAGUAAACACGCGCCGAAUCUCGGCGGUGGUGGGCAGCAUGACUCGCAGGAAUUACUCGCGUGGUUGCUGGAUACUCUCCAUGAAGAUUUAAACAGAGUACAUCGUAAGCAAUACACGGAAUUACGCGAUUCCGAUGGCCGACCGGAUGCGAUUGUUGCCGACGAGGCAUGGGCGCAGCAUUUAGCGAGAGAUCAUUCGAUUAUUACGGAUUUAUUCUAUGGGCAGUUGAAGAGUAAGGUUACGUGUCAGACGUGCGGGCAUGAGUCGGUGCGUUUCGAUGCGUUUAAUCUGUUGAGUCUGCCGUUGCCAAUGGAGUCGUAUACGUUGUGUGAGGUGCUUGUGGUAAGACUGGAUGGGGAUAUACCGAUCAAAUAUGGCCUCCGGUUGAAUUCCGAAGCGAGGUAUAUUGAUCUAAAGCAUGAUUUGGAGAAGUUGUCCGGGGUGAAUGCCAAUCGGCUGCUGAUUGCCGAGGUGGCGUACUCGAGGAUUCGGCAGAUGAUGAAGGAUAAUGCCAGGAUUAAUCCUGCCAGCGCCACGGAGUUGUACGCGUAUGAAUUACCUGCGGAGGAUGAGGUUUUCACUUCGGAUGAAAUAGAUGGUGAUGUUACGGCGAUAACAGCUUCCCCAGCGGGUGUGUCCAUCAACGAUGGAGGCGGCACGACGGGUGUAAGCGCUGCGCAUAAUCAAAUGGCGCGCAGUCCAGAGGUAAGAAGCAGGUCGGCAUUAUGCAUGCCCAACAUUCUGUGCUUUAAGAAUGCUCGAGCGAAUAGCAUUGACAUGACCUCGGCGGCGCGACGAUUCUCGAACGGUAUGCAUAUGCGACGACCGUUACAUUCCAAUAUUUACACAGACGUGCCGGUCAAAAGUCCGAGUUAUUUAGUCGCUGUGCAUCGAAAAUGCGUGCGGCAGGAGACGUAUUUCCUGUCGCAGCAUAAAUCCAAACCCAGUCUGUUUGGUGUGCCAUUGUUGUUGGGCUGCACGCCGCACAGCACGUGUCAGAGUAUCUACGAAGCCGUCUGGGAGCAGGUUACUCGACUGUUGAGUCCUCUGCCGCAGAGCGAUCAAACUAAUCAUGCAACUGACUGUGAUGAUUCUGGCUAUGAAUUCCCAUUCGCCCCAGUGUGCGCAGUCCUCGGCGGCCAAAUCUGCGCACUCUGCCACUGGACACAAUUCUGUCGCGGAUGUCGCCUGCCAUGUUCCGACGAACUCCUCUUCGACGUCUGCCGCUCCGGCCAGGCUGUAAUGUGCGUCGCCAUCGACUGGGAUCCCACCGCACUCCACCUGCGCUACCAGUGUUCACGAGAGAAAGUCUGGCGCGAGCAUGAAUCCGUCUCGAUCUGCCGCAAAUUACACACCGAACCAAUCGAUCUGGAUCAUUGCCUCAAAGCGUUCACAUCCGAGGAACGCCUGGAAGCUAAGUACCACUGCAGUAAUUGUAAAGACAAACAACCAGCGACCAAAAAUCCAUGUACGCGCGUAUACGUAUCACCUACUUUAAUUGUCCCUAAACGAUUUGAUUAUGUGAACAACAAACGGGAAACACAAAAAGUCACCAAUUUCCCCAUUCAGGAGUUUGAUCCAACCGGAUAUCUUGCUUCCCCUGUUCCACAAGAGACAAUUCCCUACGCCAUAAGCAGUAUUGCUUUACAAACGGAAAGAAGCUUUUGUUUCUUUCUCUUUAUCUCUUAA